Messenger RNA from Cyclopterus lumpus (lumpfish), 885 nucleotides. It is a transcript of the gene ndufb2, whose product is annotated as NADH:ubiquinone oxidoreductase subunit B2. Lineage: Eukaryota; Metazoa; Chordata; Actinopteri; Perciformes; Cyclopteridae. The transcript has 4 exons. Bases 475 to 780 code for a protein of 101 amino acids. The record is from RefSeq and is a predicted model, not a curated record. Gene Ontology annotation, cellular component: mitochondrial inner membrane.
AAUUGUUCCCUGUAGCUGUGUCUACAGUGUAUGAAUGUAACAUGGUUGUAAGUCGCUUUGGAUAAAAGCGUCAGCUAAAUGACAUGUAAAGUAUCAUAAGUAAAGGUACUCAUUGUGCAGAAAAUUGACCCUUAUAUGCUUAUUAGAAAUUAUAUUUUUGGAUUCAUAUCACUGAUGCAUUAGUGCGUAUGUUAAAAUACAUGUACCUAAACCGUGCAGGAAAAAAACAUAAAUAUUUGACAGCAGAACUCAAAGGGAAAGUCCCGUCUCUUGGAGACCAGUAGAGGGCGCUGUCAGCCAAUCAUCACAGAGAAACAACGGAAGUAGCCCCUCUCUGUCCAAUCACAGCCAUCGUUAUUGGGAGGUCGCUUAUUGACAAGAGGAGAAGGUGACUCCUCGACGAACAGAACAGUACUCUAUCUAAAUCUCAACAAAUAACCCCAAAUAAGACUGGUGUUCGCUUAGGAAGCAGCCAUGUCUUCUCUAGGACGGGCGUUGGGAGUUCUUCGGACCGGAAGUCAGCUCCUCAGACGCAGUACGCAAAAGAUAACGACCAGAAAGGCGGGCGAUGGGCCGCACAUCGAGCCCCAGUACAGGGCAUAUCCUCAGAUAACGAAGAACCAGAAGUUCCAGUCGGAGCUCCUUAGCGGUGCCAUGUGGUUCUGGAUCCUGUGGCAUUGCUGGCACGACCCUGAUGCAGUCAUGGGUCACUUCCCCUGGCCUGACGCCUCUGCAUGGACAGAUGAAGAGCUUGGAAUCCCAGCGGACGACGAGGAAUAAGAUCACCAUGAGGGAUUCAAGCUGCUGGAUAAGUCUGUGGAAAUCUCCAGGAUAUUCUGAAAGUCAUUUCUGUACAUAGACUAAUAAAACUCUUUGUUAAACGGU